CUCAGCUGAGCUGACCACUGAUUGUUCCCAUAAGCAGCUAAAUAUAUCAGUGCGUCCCGGUAAGGAAAGAGUGGAAAUGACGGCAGAAGAAGCGGCGGGUCCGCCCGGACCUAAAGUCCUCCGCCUCCUCAUCUUCUUCGGCGCUGGAUUUCUCUUUACAAUCGGAAUCAAUAAAUGGCGAGAGAUAGAGCGGAAACAGGCCCAGCAACAGCAAGGAGUUUAUCAGAAACCGGAAAUUUUAAGCUCUAACACUGCUGCUAAUAAAUCCACCAAAUACUCUCCCAGGUUUUUUAUUUUGACAAAAGGAAAGGAGAAAUUUCUGUAGCAAAUAACGAUGAUAAUGUUGUUCACUUCAUUACUUUAGUUUUGGAUUUUCCCCCCUUAUUCUAAUGAUAUUAUUUUUAUAUUAAAUUGAAUUUUGCGUGCAAUACUGAGGGUUGGGAUUGAUGUUAGUGGGGUGCACCUGGGCUAUGAUGUUGGGAUAGUGUGAUUUUACUGAGGGUUAUGCGUUUCUGUAAGCUUUGCAGCUCAAGGCAGACUGUUUUUGGCUGUUUUUUAGGAGUGUUUACGGGGUAGUCUCUUGUUUGUUGAAGAUCGAUGAAGCCUUGGUGUCUUGUAGUGUUUAUCAGGUCGAGUGUUACUGGUUCCUGCUGCUGUUCGGUCACCACCAUUGAUGCUGUUCUGUUUUGUAAUUCAGUUUGGUUGUCCUUUCUGUUCUUAUUUCUUUAAGCUGAUUGGAUUGUAUGUGUGUUUGGGUGAGUCUUCUUGUGGUUCAUUGUAU
Hibiscus syriacus is the source of this 781-nucleotide messenger RNA. RefSeq lists its product as uncharacterized. The transcript is spliced from 2 exons. The coding region runs from base 77 to 325 and encodes 82 amino acids. NCBI's taxonomy places the organism in Eukaryota, Viridiplantae, Streptophyta, Magnoliopsida, Malvales, Malvaceae. The record is from RefSeq and is a predicted model, not a curated record.